GAACUCAACUAUCAUGAAUGUAGUAAAGGAAAUUAAUAAGAUCAACGAUGCUGAGCUGAAAUUGGGCUUGUCUGGCGCGUCCUGGCACGACGACUACAAGGAUUCCGCGUAUGUUUUCGCUGGCGGACUCAACACAGAACUGACUGAAGGUGACGUGAUUACUAUUUUCUCCCAGUAUGGAGAGAUUAUGGAUAUCAAUAUGCCUCGUGACAAGGAUACUGGCAAGGCAAAAGGUUUCGCAUUUAUCAUGUACGAAGAUCAACGCUCGACCGUGCUGGCAGUAGACAAUUUGAAUGGUGCAAAAGUCCUUGAACGAACCUUGCGUGUAGAUCACGUCAAGAACUACAAGCAGCCCCGGACGAAAGGAGAGGAUGGCGAAUGGAUCGAGGCCGAAGAACAGAGUUUGAACGCGAAACCUGAGAUCAUUAUUGAUGACGAUCCAGGUUCUGAAUCAUCGGAAGACUCUGGUCCAGAGAUCGACCCCGAAGACCCUAUGCGAGACUAUCUUUUGGAAAAACGUCGAGAAGCCAAAGCUCUCAAAAAGGCGAAGAAGUCUAAAUCAAAAGGCAAACACAAAGACGAAACACCCGAGGAACGCCGCGCUCGGAAAGAAAGAAAGAAGGAGAAGCGAAAGAAGAAAAGCGAAAAAUCUGCUGGAGUUUUGGGUGUUGAAAAGUUGUUGGAAUCUUUCGGGGGCGGCAGGGGCAGAGACAUUAAUGGAGGAAGAACCCUGGAAAGGUUCCGUCGCUCACCCACGGGGCGACAGCGUCAUGAUCGGGAUUCCUCCGAACCACAUAGCCGGUCUCCUUCAGCUGACCGAUAUGAUCAAAGGUACAGGCGGGGUAGUCGAUCUUUAGACGGAGAUCGUGAUAGAGACCGGAGCUCCUCGUAUCGCCGCUAA
Messenger RNA from Lentinula edodes (shiitake mushroom), 901 nucleotides. RefSeq lists its product as uncharacterized. Bases 14 to 901 code for a protein of 295 amino acids. NCBI's taxonomy places the organism in Eukaryota, Fungi, Basidiomycota, Agaricomycetes, Agaricales, Omphalotaceae. The record is from RefSeq and is a predicted model, not a curated record. The transcript is spliced from 5 exons. Gene Ontology annotation, cellular component: precatalytic spliceosome; U2 snRNP; catalytic step 2 spliceosome. Gene Ontology annotation, molecular function: RNA binding. Gene Ontology annotation, biological process: mRNA splicing, via spliceosome.